Grus americana (Whooping crane) is the source of this 2415-nucleotide messenger RNA. It is a transcript of the gene RAMAC, whose product is annotated as RNA guanine-7 methyltransferase activating subunit. The record is from RefSeq and is a predicted model, not a curated record. Gene Ontology annotation, biological process: RNA 5'-cap (guanine-N7)-methylation. The coding region runs from base 78 to 434 and encodes 118 amino acids. Gene Ontology annotation, molecular function: RNA binding. Lineage: Eukaryota; Metazoa; Chordata; Aves; Gruiformes; Gruidae. The transcript has 3 exons.
GAAGCGGCGGGGCCCGGCCCGGAAGAGGAGGGCUUUCUGCGGCGGUUCGGCGGAGGCCGGCGGAGCAGGUUUUCAGAAUGACUUCCUUGGUUGACAUGCCCCUGAAUUAUGAAAAGAUGUUUGCUCAUCGAUUCACAUCAGAUGAUAAAGAAUACCAAGAAUAUCUGAAACGCCCUGCAGAUCCCCCUCCUAUAGUUGAAGAAUGGAGAAAUAGAUCUGGUGGCAACCAGAGAAACAGAGAUCGGUUUCAAGAUGGUAGAUAUUUUAGAGGGGACAGAUACAACUGGCAAGGUGACUAUAGAUCUAAUCAGAGGCCAGAAAGAAGUUGGGGUAAUAACUACCAGCAGCACAGACAAGGACAAUCGUACUCUUCUCACUAUGGACAAUACGGCUACAACUCCUACAACCCAGGGCCUCGUUACCAUCCCUACUGAUGAUACUUGUGGUUUGAAAGUUCAGUAAUGUGUGUAACAAAUUGAGUUAGACUUCAGUUUUCUUAUUUUGCCACAGUUGUAAAGAUAACUGAAGAGUCAGUAUUACAUUCCAUUGCUGUUUAUUUGUAGUGUGAAUUGAAAAAGGGAAUACCUUUUAUGAAUAAUAAAAGUGUAUUAUACAGAGUUUGUUUAGAGUCUGUAGAUCUUAGAUUAAAUUUCUAUUUCAUAUUCUUUUGUCUGAAUACAUACUAGUACACUUCUUCCAUCACUGCAGUUUCUCUCUUACAUUUUAGAAAGCACAACAGGUGGGGAAAAUAGCUGUGGUUUGUGUGCAGCUUGUAGCAGUGGCAUGUUGCCUUAAGAUAGUUCUUUUUGAAAGCAACAUACUGUCUUUCUCUGGAGAGAAUUUCUUAGUUUGGCUUUUGGUAGAAAAGCUCAGUUUGGUUUGAAUUUCAGAUGCCUGAAACUAAGAGGUGAGAUGCUAUUACAGAAAUAUUUUAUUGGUCGAUACAGUGUCUGUUGACUCAACGGCUUCAAUUUAUUUGCAGUAUUCCUCUUAAAACAUGGUCUAAAAAUUGCAAUAAAAAUUAAGUAGUUUAAAUAUGUAUCUUCUUACUGUAGUAGCUCAGUGAUACAUAAGUUUUACCAGAGAAGUGAUAUCAGACUUAGAUUAAUUUGUAUCAUCUUAAAAUACAUUUGGUAUGUGCAUAACAAAUUUUGGAAUUCCUAGCUUUUCAGUAAAGCUGUAAAAUUUUGAUGAUAAUUGUAAUUAGUUUGUAUGAAAUACGUUGUACAUGUUAUAGAAGAAAGGAACCGUAAUCAGUACUGUUCUGUACUUUUUUUGCACGAGAAAAUAGCAUAAGCAGUGCAGAGUCUUAUUCAGUUCUUAGAAUUUAAGUUCUGUGAGUUUUUUAAAACAUUCACACAAUAAAAGUAUAGUUCACGUGUAAGGAUGUUUCUGAGUAUUUCUGAAACUUACUUUUGAAACAUUCAGAAUUGCAAUGCUGUCGUCUAGGCUGACAGCUGCGCAAGAAGCAGUACUGACAGAUAAGCGCUAAUACGGGGCAGCUGUUGGUUUAAGUUAGAAGAAUGGCCUACAUCAAGAGGAUGAGACACAUUGUGAUUAAUUAGCAGUCUGGAAUGUUAAUCCACUAUCUUGUGUUCUACUAUAAUAGGGUCAAAGUUCUCUAUUUCACCAUUUACGUGAUAAGCCAAUUUGUAUCAGGAGAGCAGUGCAUUUCUUUUUACUUGACAUUUUCUUCAGCUGUUGUACAGAAACAUGGAACCAUCCAUGCUGUUGUAAAAGUCAUGACAUUAUGAGAUAAGGAGUGCAAAUUAGUGCAUCUUGAUUUAAAAUCAAAGAAUAAAUAUAGAAGUCAAAAGCACAGUCUCCCAACUCAUAAGAUGCUUUUAAGAGCUAAAGAUUAUGUUUACUGUUGAUCUUGGAAACACACACUGUAUGUAGGUUUUACGUAGUCUGUGAUACAAAAGCUGUGACGUAGGUGUCUCCAUCUACCUGCUAAGUAUUUGUUUUCUGCUUUUCAUAUAAUACUGUUAGCUCUGAUACAGUUUUAAUAUCAUAGUCCCCACAGUAUUUGCCCUGAAUUCACUUGUUUAACCUUAGAAAUCUUUUAUUGAUAGGUUUGGGUUUCCUUAAGGAGUUCUACUGAUGAAAUGCAGCCUUUCUAACCCUCAUUAAUAUUGAGGAGCCAUUACACUGGGGGAUAUAAGAAGUAGGAAGUUCUUGUCUGUGCACUACAGAGAACCUGCAAGUUGGUACGGUAGAAAUCCCUUUCAAUGCAGAAUCACGUGCAAAGUGCCAGAUAACCCGAACUCCCCCCUCCAAGAAGGGAGCGCAUCUCUUUCUGCAAAGAGCCCGAAGCUGCCAGCUAUGCCACGGAAGUCAGGCUGUGCCAGGGUGAUGUUCUUCCGUACCAUCUGGAGUAGCAUCUCAGGUUGAAAUAAAGCCUGGCAAAAGGAA